Molecule: messenger RNA, 2137 nt
Organism: Podospora bellae-mahoneyi
Lineage: Eukaryota; Fungi; Ascomycota; Sordariomycetes; Sordariales; Podosporaceae
Gene: MSC7
Product: Meiotic Sister-Chromatid recombination aldehyde dehydrogenase
Exons: 3
Coding region: 135-1976 (613 amino acids)
Molecular function (GO): oxidoreductase activity, acting on the aldehyde or oxo group of donors, NAD or NADP as acceptor
Source: RefSeq, a predicted model, not a curated record
GGAACAACCAAGCAUCGCGUCCCACGCCGAAGCUGUGCCCACAGCUUCCUCUCCCAACAAAACCAGUCGCGGCACCACCAAAGCGUCCAGGCAGUGUCGUGAAUAGGUCAAUUGCAGUUGAAAAAUCAGCAGCAAUGGCGGAGACACUGAUGGAGGCUCCCAGGAGCUUGCUCAUCCAGCUGCGCCUGGCGAUACAGGAGAAAACGUCUCUUGCUAUCUCCGAGUCCGCAUGGUCGAUUGUCUGGUCUGGGAUUGCUUUGUUUGCUGUUUGGUAUAUGGCUGUUCGGGAGAACGACAAGCCCAUCCUCUAUCGAGUCCCGUCGCCGAAGGUUCCGGAGAACGCCGAGAUUCUCGAGGAGCCAGCUAUCAAGGUCUCUGGAUCUACCGCUGUUCAAUGCUAUGCGCCGGCUACAGGCCAGUUCCUCGGCUUCGCCAACCCUUCCUCCUCGAACGCUAUCGACCGUGCCAUUGAGCAAGCAAAGGCCGCCCAGGAGCAAUGGGCCACCACCUCGUUUCGCGAACGCCGGGCGGUUCUUAGAACCUUGCUUCAACAUGUACUUGACAACCAGGAGGAGAUCUGCCGCGUCGCCUGUCUCGACAGCGGUAAAUCCAUGGUCGACGCCCAGCUCGGCGAGAUCCUCGUCACGGCCGAAAAGCUCGAAUGGACCAUCAAGCACGGUGAAAAGGCCCUCCGCCCCUCCCGCCGCCCUACCAACCUUCUCAUGAGCUACAAGCGCAACACGGUCUACCACGAACCCCUCGGUGUUGUUGCGGCCUUGGUCAGCUGGAACUACCCCUUCCACAACUUCAUCGGCCCCGUCAUCUCGGCUCUCUUCUCCGGCAACGGCAUCGUCGUCAAGGUCUCUGAGCAAACCGCCUGGUCAUCCGGUUACUUCACCUCGAUCGCGCGAGGUGCUCUCGUCGCACACGGGCACAACCCCUCCCUGAUCCAAACGGUAGUCUGCUGGCCCCAAACCGCCUCCCAUCUGACCUCCCACCCUGGAAUCUCCCACAUAACCUUCAUCGGCUCCCGCCCCGUCUGCCACAAGGUCGCCGCCUCUGCCGCGAAGGCCCUCAUCCCCGUGGUGGCUGAACUCGGAGGGAAGGACGCCUCCAUCAUCCUCGAUUCCUUGCCCGACCGUGACGUCCCCCGCGUGGUUGAAACCCUGCUGCGAGGCUCCUUCCAGGCAGCGGGACAAAACUGCAUCGGCAUCGAGCGCAUCAUCGCCACCCCGGGCAUCUACGACAGACUUGUUUCCCUCCUCGAACCUCGCGUCAAAUCCCUCCGCCUAGGCCAAGACAAGGACGUGGGCGCCAUGAUCUCGGACGGCUCCUUCUCCCGCCUCGAAUCGCUCAUCUCGGAAGCCGUCUCCAAGGGGGCGAGACUGCUGGCCGGCGGGAGGAGGUACACCCACCCUGACCACCCCAAGGGUCACUACUUUACUCCCACUUUGCUGGUCGACGUGACUCCCGACAUGGCCAUCGCCAACGAGGAGUGUUUUGCCCCUGUGAUGACGGUGAUGAAGACGCCCUCCGACAGGGUGGAGGAUAUCCUCUCGGUAGCCAACGCUCCCGAUUUCGGGCUGGGAAGUUCUGUUUUUGGAGGGGAGACGGACCCGAGAAUACCGGUGAUUGUGAAGAAGAUCAAGGCGGGAAUGAUCGCGGUCAACGACUUUGGGGCUACGUACGCGGUGCAGCUACCUUUUGGCGGGGUGGCGGGCAGUGGGUACGGGAGGUUUGCCGGGGAGGAAGGGUUGAGGGGGUUGUGCAAUGUCAAGUCGGUGUGUGAGGAUCGGUUUGGGGCUUGGUGGUGGUUUGGGGGGGUGAGGACGAGUAUCCCGCCUGCGAUGAGGUAUCCUGUGAACGACCAAGAAAGGAGCUCGAGGUUUGCUAGGGGGGUGGUGGAGAUGGGGUACGCUCCGGGGUGGGGGAGGAAGCUGGCGAAGGGGUUGGGAAAUAUUAUGGGGAACAUGUGAGAAGGUGACGGGUGAGGCCAAAGGGAGGGUAAGGUGUGAGAUAGGUGUCUGAAUAAUAAUGAUAUUUCAAGUUAAGUGUCAAACGAGUAGCUCGUUUCGGGUGAUGGCAUUUCCCAGUCACAUCGGGCAUCACACACUGGCCAAGACAUUUUGUAUUCACG